Molecule: messenger RNA, 1720 nt
Organism: Selaginella moellendorffii
Lineage: Eukaryota; Viridiplantae; Streptophyta; Lycopodiopsida; Selaginellales; Selaginellaceae
Product: loricrin-like
Exons: 2
Coding region: 53-1519 (488 amino acids)
Source: RefSeq, a predicted model, not a curated record
UUUGAGGUUUAGGGUAUAGGGUGUAGGGUUUUUGGCCAGCAGCGAGCGAGCGAUGGCGGCGAGGCGGCUGAUCGUCUUGGGCGCUGGGAAGCUCUGUGGCGGUAGCGCGGCGGCUUCCAAGAUCGCCAAUCCAUCGGCAUUGGUGCUCGUUCAUCACAAUUCCACUUUCAACAGCGAUGGAGGUAAUGGUUCUGUGCCUGGCGGAGGCGGCGGUGGCUAUGGGGUUGGGGGCGGCUAUGGCGUGAGCCCUCCCCCACAGGGCGGCGGUGGAGGUAACGGUGGCUACAGUGCUGGAGGAUAUGGCGUUGGCGGCGGUGGUGGCUCGACUCCUGGUGGAGGAAGCGCGGCGCCACCAUACGGUGGCGGAGGCUCUCCUCCUUCUGGUGGAGGUGGCGGUAGCUACGGCGUUGGCGGAGGCUCUAGCGCGGCUCCACCAUAUGGUGGCGGAGGAUCUCCUCCUUCUGGUGGAGGUGGCGGUGGCGGUGGCUACGGCGUUAGCUCAGCUCCUCCAUACGGUGGCGGAGGUUCUAGCUCGGCUCCUCCAUACAGUGGCGGCGGAUCUCCUUCUAGUGGCUACGGCAUGGGAGGAGGAUCAAGCUCGAUUCCUCCAUACGGUAACGGGGGCUCUAGCUCGACUCCUCCUUCAUACGGAGGUCCUUAUGGCGGUGGAGCCGGGAAUGUUCCUCGAUCAAGCAACUCCACCACCUCGGUUCCUUUUCCAAGCAACAGUAGCGGAUCAAUCCCUCCCUAUGGUGGAUCAGGCAACUCCACCCCUCCCUAUGGAUCUUCUCCGAGCAACAACAGCGGAUCAAUGCCUCCAUACGGUGGAUCAAGCAACUCCACCACCUCGGUUCCUCCGUAUGGAUCUCCUCCGAGCAACAACAGUGGAUCCUUUGGUGGAUCUUCCAGCAACUUUAACAACAGUAGCAGCUCAAUCCCUCCCUUCGGUUCUUCCAACAGCAUGAACAACAACAACAGUAGCAGCUCCAUCCCUCCCAAUGGUUCUUCCAGCAACAUCAACAACAACAAUAGCAGCUCCAUCCCUCCCUUUGGUUCUUCCAGCAACACCAACAACAGCAGCAAUAGCAGCGGCAUUCCUCCGUAUGGUUCUCUCAACAACAGUGGAGGCAAUCCUUAUGCUGGCGGGGCCGUGAACACAAACAUGCCACCGUAUGGGAAUCAAGCCGGUGCAAGCAACAACUCGUCGAGCCCUCCAUUCGGCGGUAGCGGUGGUAACUUCAACACGAAUCCCCGAGCUGGAAAGACUUGGCCGAAUCCAAACGCUUCAUCUCCUCCGCCACCAUCUUACUCUGGAGGAGGACGCAGGGGGAAUCCACAUCCGACUGUUCCGAAUCCUUGGUACCGCGACGCUAAUGGAAACUAUCCCAACAUGGAUCCAAACAAUCCUCCCAAGCCGCUGCCUGGAGCGACCAAGUACGCGGGUGGAACUUAUGGCGAAGGACGGCCACGCACCAUCAUCGACGACAUGAGGAAGAAAUACUUCGGCGAGGAUUGGUGAAGCGAGCCAUCCGAGGAUGAGAAUCGUCGAGGUAAAAGCUAGUUCUCUACAUAGAUCAUAGUGUUUAGAGCUUCUCUUUCGAGAUACUUCGUUACUUGUUUCUUCUCAGGUAGUCGAGUGAUUUAGAAAGAAGACAGAAAGCAAUCGAAUUGUAACUUCUCUCUCUCUGGAUCCAAGAAAAGAAGGUGAUGUUUCGAUGAA